This is a messenger RNA of Serendipita indica DSM 11827, 4650 nucleotides long. The record is from the annotation of a GenBank genome assembly. Lineage: Eukaryota; Fungi; Basidiomycota; Agaricomycetes; Sebacinales; Serendipitaceae.
AUGCCCCGCUCGCGAGGAUCACGACCUGCACCCCGUUCUGCUCCUUCCUCGGCACCUUCUGGAUCUCGCUCAGCCUCUAGUGUAGCUGCGCCAGCUCCCCCAGCUCACGCUCCGCCAGCGACGUCGACCGGCCAAAGCCAAGGGCCCGGCAUGCUUGCGCAAAUGGCAGCGACAGCCGGCAGCGUUGCGGUCGGCUCCACCGUUGGACAUGGAAUUUCUCACAUGCUCUUUGGUGGAGGACGUGCGCAAGAGGCAUCCGACGCGGCCCCAGCUGCUUCUCAUCAGCAGACUACCGCUGCUGGUGGCAGUUGUGAAUUCCAAGCUAAAGCUACUACUGGAGGAGCCAGUGGUGUCACCGUUACUCCGACAACCAACGCAGAAUUGAUCACCUAUUUGUCGGAUAGCACUGCUUUGUCGCACGAUCAUUUUGACAAAAACAUUCGACUUUACCCACUCAAGGGCAUUGGGCUGCGCAUCGCUGGGUCAAGCAAUGUCAUUGUCCAAAAUAUACAUAUCACCGACAUCAAUGCGAAGUCAGUACGUACGAUUGCACCGACAGGGGACAAUUUACAGUUUGUAGUCAGUCUCGACGGCGCUUCCAAAGUUUGGAUUGACCACAACCACAUCCAAAACAUUGGUCGCCAGUUCCUCGUCAAUGGAUUCAACCCAUCUACACAAGUGUCCAUCUCCAAUGACUACCUUGACGGGCGCGCUACGUACUCGACUGGAUGUGACGGCGACCACCAUGGGGUUGCACUUUUUUCUGGAACUGGUGAUGAAAUCACUGUAUCAUCUGGCUUCACCUGGGUCCAUAUCGCCAAUAACAACAUUACGGGUCACGCGUUGGACUCGGAUACAACGGCUGUCGUGCUCGCCGAGGGCAAUUACUUCAACUCAGUGACCACGCCCUCUGUUUCAGGUAGCGCCGGCAAGGAAUACUUUAGCACAACUGCUGCAUACGUCUCGACGUGUACCUCUGUACUUGGUCACGCGUGUCAAGCCAACCAACUUGUCUCUUCUGGCUCAGUCUCCGGUGCGGAUAGUUCUGUGCUCAACACUUUUGGUCCCGCGCGCACCUCACAACGAAGAGACUCGGCCGCGCAACUACCUGCUGUACGUCAGGUGAGCCCGACAAUCGGCCAACCCGGACAUUGGAGUGCGCAAAUCAGCCACGCUACGAUGCACGCAGGUGGGCCCUCUACCAUAGAUGGGGCCCACCCAAGUCGACCAUUUCACUACGCUCUGCCUCAAGGCCAUCCCCAUGGCCGGAUGCACGGGUCUGUCCCUCCGACCCCGUUAUACUAUCCAGUCCCUGGUCAUGCGACAAACUCUCCAGUUCAAAUACCUUCGAAUCCCCCUCCGUCCACUGCACCCACAUCUGGUUCCCCGGCGUCGCCUAUGCAGCCCGCAGUGCUUAGUUCAGAUCAACAGUACCUUCAGUGGAGUGCUCAAGGGCUGCCAGGCGCGAUGCGUUCGAUAUCUGCUGUCCGCGACGAGCGUGAAGGCUAUCAAUAUCCCGUUGAAGUUGCAGCGCCGUCCGCUGCGGCGACGGGCAGCGACGUAGGCGCAAUAAGACAACAACGACAUCACUCCCUCGGAAAUGAACCUUACUCGCUUUAUCCACCCCAGCACCAGCAACUUCAUCGCCGAGUAGCGUCGUUGCAGCAUCCGUAUGCGCCGACGGAGACGACAGCGUUCGUAUCAUACGAUGGAUCUUCCCAGAGCCAGCAGGAUCUUCAACGUCAAGCAUAUAUCCAGCCUCGACCAUCCUACCCGCUCCCAGGCCCACAUCAAUGGUCUCCUCAUACUCCACCCACUUCUACCUCCUUUCAAGUCGAUAUGCUCGCCAGACAACAGAGGCGAGGCAGUUUCGGCCAGUUUGCACAUUCUCUACCUUCCUCUGCAAUCCCUUCACCAACACAAGCUGCCCCGUCUCCUUCAGCCACAUAUAGGUUUCUCGGCAGGGAAGGUAUGAACAUGAGGGAACGAAGCGACAGUAUCGCACCACCACCAACAGCAUCCUCGUCGUCUUCCUCGGUUGCGAGUGGUAUGGUUCAUCCUGCAGCACGAAUGGCACUCGCCCAUCCUGAACUUAGCCCAUCUGGCGUACCUUUGGACUAUAACCUCCAGAGCUCGGCACUGUUACAAGGCACUGAAUCCCCUGCUCUUGGGAUUUCCACUGGGCCAACCCAAGAACUCCCCACUGAGGCCGCCGACGAACCGGAUUCCAACGCCCAGGCCGCCAAAACAACAACAGGGGGCGGGAGACGCGAGAAACGCAAAGAUAGUCGUCCGCACAAGUGUCCGACAUGCGCAAAAGGUUUCCCUCGUCCGAGCGCUCUCGAGACGCACAUGACAGUUCAUUCCGGCGCAAAGCCUUACCCAUGCCCGAUCAAGACGUGCAACAAGUCGUUUGCUGUUCGUUCCAACGCUCGACGACAUCUCAAGACUCAUGGUAUCAAGAUAAAGACACGCGAGCGUCGUAGUCUCGCUACCACAGAUGCAAGCACGUCUCUCACAAAGGGAAAGGGGAGGAAAGGUGGUUCCUCGUUGAACAAGGAGCGCGUUUACGAGGAUGAAGAGAGGGAUACAUCUCCGAACAAUGAUGACAACGACGACGGCCUCGAGUCGGAAGAAGACGGUGACGAGCGAGUAGGCUUACAACCAAUUGCAUCGACUUCGCGAGCCGCCGUUCACUCGCAUUCGACCGCAGCACAGUAUAAUCUCCCUCUUUUGGCCGAUUCUACAACUCCUUCGACGUCUGCACAUGCUCAGUCGGCGUACAAGGCUACCUCCUGGGGUGGGACCCAAACGACGAGCGUUGCGCUGACGCGUCCCACUACUCGAAGCAGUGCAUUUCGAUCUGCACCACAUCGUGGCCACGGGAGUGUGCUCACAGACGAUCCACUCGGCUUAGCUGGGACGGUGGAGAUAGUACGCCAGGAAUUUGAUGUCCUCCAGCCUCCCCCUCCUUCCUUGGUGACGACUGGUUCGCUCCAGUCAAGCAAUCCAUCCGCCAAUCCUGAUACCUACCCCAUAUCCCUUGAUCACAACGAGGCAACACUACGCGGUGAGGAUGGUGGCGACGAAACGACGACGAGGAAGGCCGUUCGCCCUGGUGCAGAUCGGAGCACUGCUGCCGAACGGCGUACGUCAAGGAGAAGGGAAAGCGGUAAAGGCUCGGAAACGUCCACUAGUAUCGCGACUGGGGGAAGCACUGGUGGUGGUGGCGGACACGCGUUGAGGGCGCAGCGCGAGGCCACCGCGAGCGCACGUCGGACGCGUGGUGCCAGUGCUGCAUCUUCUCAUCGUGCACCAGUUUCCCGACCUGACGUUGCUUCGUCGCAUACUGUCGGCGCUGAAGAUAGCCCCGAGACUGGUGUUCGUCUUCCAGCGGAUGCGACCUCUGUCCAUCCGUCUUCACUCGAGGCAAUCGAAGUCAUCAAUCAGUACUCCUCUGCUUCUCAUGGUAGGAAUGGAGACGAUAGACCGUAUGAUAUCGAGGUGCAGGUCGAGGGGGAUUGGGGCGGUUCAGAAGGCGUCCUCAACGACCUCUCUGAGAGCGCUUUGCGCAAUCUCUAUUCCUCUCGACGUGAACCAGACCCAGCUUCCGUAGCUCGUGCCGUUCCAUCCUCUGGAGAGAUCAUCUUGCCGGCCAUGGACCAGACUGCGCUUGACAAGCUCAUCGCGCCGCCGACACGUUGGAAAACGUUUGAACGCCAGAAGCUGAUGCGCGAGAGGUUGAACGAGGAGCUGGAUGGAGUCGCUGCUGCCAAUUAUACCACCAUUGCUGCGCCUGGUACGACCACUCUCAGCGUAGGAGGCGUCUCAGGCGUCCUCGACCGCAUGCUCGAGUAUGCCCACGCAGAUCAAGCUGGCAUCCUCCCCCCUCGAAUGGUCGAUUAUCCUGUGGUGGGAGGUCCCCACCCCUACACAAACACUGCGGUGUCCUGGCCGGCCUCUUCACUCACGAGAAGCGUGGCAGCACUCAGUGCUUCCAUGGACCUGACUCCACCUGCGCUCGUUGGCACCUCGUCGUCCUUUCCAGAUACCCACGAUGUAUUCUCAAUCUCGGCACCUGAAUGCUUCAACGGACCAGCUCAUGCAGAGGAAGCCUUCGGAGGCUACAUUCGAACAGAUGGAACGCGUGUCCCCCAUAGCAUGUCUCUCUUCAAGAAUGUAGACGCGCUCAAGAACUCGCCUCCAUUCGACUUGCUCAACCUUUCCACCGUCGCGUUGGGUUUUCACCUUGCGUUCCACGCCGCAUAUGUCUCUCUCCUCCUUGUUGACGGUCAUGGACUGACCACUCGUACCCAUGCUUCGUCUCCACCCGGACUCAAUCUCGCUGGCCGAAUGUCAACCCUCGAUACCCAUCCGACUUUAUGCUCGUCCGCACCUAUAUGCACGUAUGCAAACCUUUAUGCUCACAUAGCCGUGCAGCCCAAGACUCCCGCGUUUCCUGGAGACAAAGCGGAAGAACGCGACUCGUUUUCGCCGACGAUCGGUUCCAAUCCGUACCAGAAUGAUCAGUUUGUCCUGCGACCCGUCUUACCUGGACCAGCACCUCAUGUCAACGCCGCAUCACACUUUGCGCUCAAGUCAGCUUCGAUCCACAAACGUCCGUCGUCGGCGAGAUUGGUGGUGGCGUAG